Messenger RNA from Meriones unguiculatus (Mongolian gerbil), 1205 nucleotides. RefSeq names its product Putative serine protease 46 (gene Prss46). Gene Ontology annotation, biological process: proteolysis. Bases 1 to 945 code for a protein of 314 amino acids. The record is from RefSeq and is a predicted model, not a curated record. Gene Ontology annotation, molecular function: serine-type endopeptidase activity. NCBI's taxonomy places the organism in Eukaryota, Metazoa, Chordata, Mammalia, Rodentia, Muridae. The transcript is spliced from 5 exons.
AUGGCGUGUGGAUCUGUGGAUCCUCACGGUCUUCUCCCGUCAUCAGUUCUUUCUGCCCGGUUGGACAGUCUGCCAUAUGAUGAAGCGCCCUGGUUCUGGUCCUGUGGUCAGACUAAUAUAACUUGCAAGAUGGUAAAUGGAAAGAUGGUGGAGGUAGGGCAGUGGCCAUGGCAGGUAAGCAUCCUUUUUCUGGGAAUAUAUGUCUGCAGUGGUUCCAUCAUCCACCACCAAUGGAUUCUCACAGCUGCACACUGCUUACAAAGAUCCAAGAACCCGGCCAACUACACUGUGAAGGUGGGAGUCCAGCACCUCCCAGACAACAGCACCUCAGCACUCCUAGUCAAUAGCAUUUUGAUUCACGAGAACUUCAACAAUCAAAUGUCUCAGGACAUUGCCCUCCUGAAGCUCAAGUACGCUCUCUCCUGGUCCCCUCUCGUCCAGCCGGUCUGUCUCCCCACCAUCAAUUUCAAGCCAACUGUUGGCACCAUGUGCUGGGUCAUCGGGUGGGGACAAGACAAGAUUAAAGAGUCCUCAAAGGGUCCCUACAAUCUCCAGGGCUUGGCUGUCAGGAUCAUGAACAACGAGAUCUGCAAUCAUCGGUACCAGUUCCUCCUGACAAAGAGCCAGAAGGCGUUCAUUGGAAAUGACAUGCUGUGUGCGAGCUCAGAAUGGGGCCUGGACACUUGUCAGGAUACCUCCGGCAGCUCCCUGGUUUGCCAGAUAAACAACACCUGGAUCCAGAUGGGAGUGGUGAGCUGGAACUUUGGCUGUGGCGGUCGCCAAUUCCCAAGCAUCUACACCAGCACCUCCCACUUCACCCACUGGAUCAAGAAACAAAUCAGUGACAUGAGAUUCACCAGUAUGGCUGUCCCUCCCUUCCUGAGCCCGCUGAUCCUCACUGGCUACAUUCUGCUGGUAUCCUUGGGCUCCCUGUGGCUCUUGUGAGCUGUGUUUCCAGAACAGUCACUCCCAGAGGCUACUUCUCCCUCCUCUCUGCUCCACCCUCAAAAGAAGUGGACACCAGAGGCUGAACAGGACUUCAGGACAGAGGGACUUUGGGGAAGGGUCCUAGACCCACUGUGGGUUUUGUUCCUAGUUCAAUGAAGAUGCUCUUGAACCUUUUGAGCCACCUGAAGUUUUCACAUUCUUGACUUUGACCCAAAGCCCUUUAAAAUACCCCCUCAUAAAGCCUGGUUGUUUCUCAA